UUUGUUUUUGCUUUAAAUCGGGAGCGAGAUACUUUCGGUAAAUUUAAGGUGUUUCGACGACGACGAUUAUUAAACGUUUGACUCAGUGCAUUGCAAGAUUUUUUUGCUCUUUCGAGUAUUUUUGUGUUUCGAAGCAUCGAAUUGAUUUCAUUUAAUCGAACUAAUUAAUCAGAAAGGCAGCAAAAUGUUGAAGACUCUGGUGAUUCUGGGCGUACUGAUAAGCUGGUGUGAUGGUCUGGUGAUCGGUUACAACGGCGGUCACAAUCACCAUCAUUACGAUUAUGCCGCCUUCGAGGACUAUCACGACGGCCACGCGGUCCUGCCGACCGUAGCCGUUCCCAUACACGCCGUCUCGGCGGCGCCUCUGCAUCAUCAUCACCACGCCGUCCUGCCUGAGCCGCAUCACGAGCUGCAUCAUCACUACGACCAUCACGAUCAUCACAGCCACCACAGCCAUCACGAUCACGACCACGAACAUGACUAUUACUCUCAUCCCAAGUAUACCUUCAACUACGGAGUGCAUGAUCCUCACACCGGCGACGUAAAGACGCAGCACGAGGUGCGCGAUGGCGAUGUUGUCCACGGCUCGUACUCAGUCAACGAACCCGACGGUAGCGUCCGAAUCGUCGAGUAUACCGCCGACGACCACAAUGGAUUCAACGCCGUAGUAAAGAAAGUAGGACCACAGCUGCAUCCCCAUCAUCCAGUGCCUAAAUACGUUCACCACGCGCCCGACUACUACGGCUAUGAGCAUCUCCACUAAUCCUAAUUAUUUUGAGCUUAUAAAUAUUAAUUUUUUUUUC
Molecule: messenger RNA, 803 nt
Organism: Trichogramma pretiosum
Lineage: Eukaryota; Metazoa; Arthropoda; Insecta; Hymenoptera; Trichogrammatidae
Product: histidine-rich glycoprotein-like
Exons: 3
Coding region: 185-763 (192 amino acids)
Cellular component (GO): extracellular matrix
Source: RefSeq, a predicted model, not a curated record